This is a messenger RNA of Haliotis rufescens (red abalone), 1814 nucleotides long. Its product is annotated as ADP,ATP carrier protein 1, mitochondrial-like. The transcript has 2 exons. Gene Ontology annotation, molecular function: ATP:ADP antiporter activity. Gene Ontology annotation, cellular component: mitochondrial inner membrane. Gene Ontology annotation, biological process: mitochondrial ADP transmembrane transport; mitochondrial ATP transmembrane transport. NCBI's taxonomy places the organism in Eukaryota, Metazoa, Mollusca, Gastropoda, Lepetellida, Haliotidae. The record is from RefSeq and is a predicted model, not a curated record. The coding region runs from base 154 to 1059 and encodes 301 amino acids.
GUGUUACAUCAUCCGGGAACUAAUGAUUACGUCACCCGUUUGCUGCUGGUGCAUGCCCUUCUGAGCCGACGAGACGGGAGUAGACUUCUGUACAUCUAGCUUGGUCACACUGACAGCAGCUGUCUUGUGUUCGUCGACAUCCGAAAUUUCAAAAUGACUCAGAAGUUGGGGUUUGUCGAGAACUUCGGCUUGAGUGGAGCUGCCGCAGUGAUCUCCAAGACAGCAGCCGCCCCGAUCGAGCGUGUCAAACUCUUGGUGCAGAAUCAGGAUGAGAUGAUCAAAGCCGGACGGCUCAAGGAGCCCUACAAGGGUGUGAUAGACUGCACCCUCAGGACAUUCCGUACUGAAGGAUUCUGGCCCUUCUGGAGAGGAAACUUGGCCAACUGCUUGAGAUACUUCCCAACACAGGCGCUCAACUUCGCCUUUAAAGACCAGAUCAAGGCUACAUUCAAAACCAGCAAAGACGCGUCCUAUACCACGAAGUUCGGCAUGAAUGUCAUGUCUGGGGGUUGUGCUGGAGCUAUGUCGCUGUGCUUCGUGUAUUCCCUGGAUUACGCACGUACCCGUCUGGCCAACGACGCUAAAGCUGCUGGGAAGGGGGCUUCGGAUCGUCAAUUCAAUGGCUUGAUUGACGUUUAUAGAAAAACCAUCAAGUCAGAUGGCUUUGUCGGUCUUUAUCGAGGCUUCGUCAUCUCUUGUGUAGGAAUCAUUGUCUACAGAGGAUGCUACUUCGGCUUCUACGAUACCCUCAAGCCUAUACUGCUAGGGGAGAAGGCGAGCCUGGCCGCGUCCUUCGCGCUCGGCUAUGUCGUGACCAUCAGUGCUGGUCUAGUGUCCUACCCCAUCGAUACUAUACGGCGACGCAUGAUGAUGACGUCAGGGGAAGCCGUCAAGUACAAGGGAUCCAUCGACUGCACCCUUCAGAUCCUCAAAAAUGAAGGCUUUUUGUCUCUGAUGAAAGGAGCUGGUGCUAAUAUAUUGAGGGGCGUGGCAGGGGCGGGCGUGUUGUCUGGAUUCGACAAAUUCAAGGAGUAUUACAUAGCCUGGAGAGUUUCCUAAGUGACAUUGUACAGUGCUUGUCCAAAAGUGCUUGUCCCAAACCUCAGUUGUUUGGCGUUAUUCUUCUGGGUAAAAAAAAAUUCUAUUCCUUUAAUAGCGCUUUAGAAAGGACUUGCUGUAACCUAUCAUGCAUAAAUAUCUGUUUCCAUGAAUAUAUUUCGCCUGGAAUCUGAUAGGCACCCCACAGCCCCACCAAAUUAACCCUACGGUCAUCUUCACGAACUUUUAACCUUAUGACCAUAACCAUGUUUCGUUAUGUGACGUCACUGACGUAUACGUUGAUGUGUGUGUUAUGCUGAAAUAUUGCCGACGUGACUUACAACGUUAACCCGCUCUUUGAACUAAUGUCACGUGAAACAGAAUUGUUUCAGCUUUGGUUGAACUUGAGACAACUGUCCUAUUGUACAUGUUUGCAUGAUGAAAUAUGCUUGGGAUUUCACAACAAAUGUUUUUGUGGUUGCUACCGUGCAGUAUUCGUGUAACAAAUCACAUUUCGCCCCCACCCCCACCCCCACCCCCGAAUAAGCUUGAAAGUAUAGCGUUUGUAUGUAUACCCUUGUUUGAGACCCGUGGGUGGAUCAGGUUCGGUUUAGGGAAGAGUGUUGUGUUGUUCAUAGGCUACUGAUUAUAUAACCUAGAUCCAGCUGAUAUUGUGUUGGUGUUAUUUUAGGAAAAUGUACCGUAUUUGUGUUACUACGAAACAUUUCUCGAAACGUAUUGUCUUAUUUCUGCUGACCAAUACAAUUUAUACAGAA